GGUUCCAGAAAGGGUAGACAGUGCAGUGUCUCCUGCUUGUUCUGAACCCCCUCUUCUCCUCCAGAGGACAAGCUGGACGCGGACUACAUUGAGAGGUGCCUGGGCCAUCUCACACCCAUGCAGGAGAGCUGCCUGGUCCAGCUGAGACGCUGGCUGCAGGAGACCCACAAAGGCAAGAUCCCCAAAGAUGAACACAUCCUUCGCUUCCUGCGGGCUCGAGACUUCCACCUGGACAGGGCCCGCGAGAUGCUGUGCCAGUCCUUGAGCUGGCGAGAGCAGCACCAGGUGGACCUCCUCCUAGAGACCUGGCGACCCCCCGCCCUCCUGGAGGAGUUCUACGCCGGGGGCUGGCACUACCAUGACGUAGACGGCCGCCCACUGUACAUCCUGCGUCUGGGCCACAUGGACACCAAGGGCUUGAUGAAGGCUGUGGGGGAGGAGGCGCUGCUGCAGCAGAUUCUUUCCGUCAAUGAAGAAGGACAGAAGCGGUGUGAAGGGAACACGAAACAGUUUGGCCGUCCCAUCAGCUCCUGGACCUGCCUGGUGGAUCUGGAGGGUCUCAGCCUGCGGCACCUGUGGCGGCCAGGGGUGAAGGCCCUGCUGCGCAUGAUCGAGGUGGUGGAGGGCAAUUACCCCGAGACCCUGGGCCGGCUGCUCAUCGUGCGAGCCCCCCGCGUCUUCCCUGUGCUCUGGACGCUGAUCAGCCCCUUCAUCAACGAGAAUACCAGGCAGAAGUUCCUCAUCUACAGCGGCAGCAAUUACCAGGGUCCCGGAGGCCUUGUCGAUUAUCUGGACAAAGAUGUGAUUCCCGACUUCCUUGGGGGAGAGUGCCUGUGUAACGUCCCUGAAGGAGGACUGGUCCCCAAGUCCCUGUAUCUGACGGAGGAGGAUCAGGAGCACGAAGACCAGCUGCGGCAGUGGAGAGAAACCUACCACUCGGCCAGCGUGCUCCGUGGGGCCCCCCACGAGGUGACCGUGGAGAUUCUGGAGAGGGAGUCAGUCAUCACCUGGGACUUCGACAUCCUCCGCGGGGACGUGGUGUUCAGUCUGUACCACGCCAAGCAGGCGCUCACACUGGGCCCCCGGGAGCCUGGGGCCAGGGCCGGCGGGCAGCUAACGGACAGAGGCUGGGCCCUGGGUGCAGAUUUCAGCUGCGUGGAGGCCCCCCUCAUCUGCCGGGAAGGGGAGAGCAUCCAGGGCUCCCACGUGACCCGGUGGCCUGGCGUCUACCUGCUGCAGUGGCGAAUGCACAGCCCCCCUGCCCCCGCGGCCUGCAGCCUCCCGGGUGCAGAGGAUGUCCUGACGGCCGUGCACAGCCCCGGCCCCAGGUGCAAACUCCUCUACUACUACGAGGUGCUGGCAUCUGAGGACUUCAGGUACGGGGCCCCCAGCUCCCCGCCCCCACCGCCGGGCCAGGCCCGCAGCACGCCCGAGCUGUUAGACGGGGACCACCGGAGCCCCUACGUCACGCAGUUGUCCUGA
Molecule: messenger RNA, 1482 nt
Organism: Odocoileus virginianus texanus
Lineage: Eukaryota; Metazoa; Chordata; Mammalia; Artiodactyla; Cervidae
Source: RefSeq, a predicted model, not a curated record